CCAAUUCAGGUCCGUAUGGACCAUUUCCGAAAUCGAUCCUCUGCAUCUACCUCCACGGAGUCCGCGCAGAACGUCGCGUAUCACUAACCGCACAAAUAUGAUGUCAAAUAACCAUGACACAACCAUACAUGUUCCACGAAUACUAAUAGCAACCAAAACGGGUCUGGCGCUCCUUUACAGUACGCCAGCAAGCGCUUUCUGCGUAGAGCGGGGAUGACGAGCACAGAGGAGCCAAAACUCCCACUGGACAUCCUCCGGGAACUCUUCGAAUACGCCGCUAGGGCAGACAGACACGUCGCGUUAAACCUAGCCCGGGUAUCAACCUGGGCUCGAGAAUGGGUUGACCCAAUCCUCUACCACGCCAUCAGCCUCCACCGCGAAAGCACCAUCCGCAACUUCCUCCGCACCACCAAAGAGAAGAAGCACGACUUCUUCCUCGACCACGUCAAGUCGCUCUACCUAUCCGUCGACAUCCACUCCGAGACGGACCGCAUCGUCAAGAUCCUGACCGCCUGCGCGCGCGUAACGCACCUAACGAUAUUCUUCGUGCCGACCUCCCAACACCAGUGCCAUCCAAGCUGCCACUCGCCCGAACGGCUCGGGACAGCCGUCUCGAACCUCCGCCCCACGCACCUCUCCGUCUCGUUCCCCACCAUCCUCCAUGGGUUCUACCCCGAGCUCAAGCUGCCCUUCUAUUCCCGGCUGACGCACCUUUCCGUCGUGAACGACUCGACGGACUGGACCGCCUGGUCGGGGUUCAACUCGCUCCGCACUCUCACGCAUCUCGCACUGGACGUCCGGCAGCCCGUAGACGCGUCCAAGGCCGCGCGGAUAUGCACCUUCGUAGCGUCCAUCCUACAACACUGCACGCAAUUACGUAUCUGCGUGCUAUUACUCUUAUUCACGGAUGAUCCCCGCGACACCCGGGAACAGUUGCUCACUGCGGCUGAGGACCGUCGGGUCGUCUUUCUGAGAGAGACAGAACCGUUCAGGGAUCGUGACGCGAGAGAGGAGCGGGUUCUCUGGGAAAAGGCCGAGUGGACGAUGGCUACUACGUGCGAAGAGGACGAGUCGAGAUCUUACCAGUGGCUAUGGUAAUCGAUUUAUAGAUAUCGUCUGCGGCAGGAGGGGGGGGGGGGUUAGUCCGCGGAGAACGAGGACUAUGAGAUCCCCGUUGCGUGCACUUGUGAAGAUCAGCUUCCAGCGUUUGUCAGACCUUUAGAUCCCGUCAUAAACACGUUUAUGAAAUGUCAAAACAAAAAAGCGCGCGUUCUUUCUUUCCACUUCCCGCGGAGAUAGUGAAUUGGCUGACUUGGCAGUCUGAAUCGGCACCGACCUUUUGGGAUUGUUAUAGGCAUAACCUCUGGGAGCUUUAUCGAACCAGGGGCGAGUUAAGAACAAUAACAACA
Messenger RNA from Guyanagaster necrorhizus, 1409 nucleotides. RefSeq lists its product as uncharacterized. Lineage: Eukaryota; Fungi; Basidiomycota; Agaricomycetes; Agaricales; Physalacriaceae. The coding region runs from base 214 to 1098 and encodes 294 amino acids. The record is from RefSeq and is a predicted model, not a curated record. The transcript is spliced from 3 exons.